UCGAGCCGUGGGGCGAGCGGAGUCGCUGCUGGGGCGGUUGCAGGAGGAACCGCUGAGUCCCGCCGUCCUCCCCGGCCCGUCCCCGGCCCGAGCUCCGCCGACGGCCUCCGCCCGGUGUCCCCGUCCCCCUCGCCGCAGGCCGUCCCGGCCCGUGGAGAGCCAUGCCGCUCCCCGACACCAUGUUCUGCGCGCAGCAGAUCCACAUUCCGCCCGAGCUGCCGGACCUCCUGAAGCAGUUCACCAAGGCCGCCAUCCGCACGCAGCCCGCCGACGUGCUGCAGUGGUCCGCGGGCUAUUUUUCAGCUCUGUCCAGAGGAGAUCCACUUCCAGUCAAGGACAGAAUUGAAAUGCCCGUGGCUACCCAGAAAACAGACACAGGCCUGACACAGGGGCUUCUGAAAGUCUUGCACAAGCAGUGUGGCCACAAGGAAUUCGUGGAAUUAGAUGACCUUGAGAAGAAGUGGAAAAAUUUGUGCCUGCCUGUGGAAAAAUUCCGAGCGCUCCUGCUGCUGGACCCUUGCACCAAGAGGAUAGAGUGGAUGAAGUUCUUAGCACUGGGCUGCAGCACCCUGGGUGGGUCGCUGAUCACCGCCAUGAAGCAUCUCUGCGAGAUCCUCACCAAGGACCCCGAGGGAGGCCCUGCUCGGAUCCCAUUCGAGACUUUUUCCUAUGUCUACCGCUACUUGGCCAAUUUGGACCCUAGCAUCUCUUCCUCUGAGAUGGAAUCCUAUCUUGCUAGUUUAAAGGGGAAUGUAGAAGCUAGAAAGAAUGGCAUGAUAGGACUUUCUGAUUUCUUUGUUCAAAAGAGGAAACUUUAGAAAACCUUGAAGAGAAAUCUCUGCAGAUGUGGACCAUUAAUACAGAGAAGAACACAUUCUAAUGUUGAAAUUGUGCUUUUGGAAAACCUUGGCACCAAAUACAAGUUGUCAUAAACCACUU
This is a messenger RNA of Dipodomys ordii (Ord's kangaroo rat), 939 nucleotides long. RefSeq names its product rhophilin associated tail protein 1-like (gene Ropn1l). The coding region runs from base 162 to 818 and encodes 218 amino acids. Lineage: Eukaryota; Metazoa; Chordata; Mammalia; Rodentia; Heteromyidae. The transcript has 5 exons. The record is from RefSeq and is a predicted model, not a curated record.